CGCAAACAUUUAUCAUCUCUUGUCGAGCCCUACCCUUUCCCCUUCCCCUUCCUCCUCCUUCCUCUCUCCGUUGACGCCGCAUCUUCAAGGUCUCUCCUCUCUUUCUCUCGGUCCUUCAGAUUCCUCCUGGUCUUGGUUUAUGAGCUCUAAGGAGAGACCAACUCUCGGCGGCGCGCGGAUUAAGACCCGCAAACGGAAUAUAGCAGCUCCUUUGGACCCUGCAGCUUUUGCGGAUGCAGUGGUCCAGAUAUACCUGGAUAAUGCUGGUGAUCUGGAACUUGUUGCCAAAAGUAUCGAAUCCUCAGAUCUCAACUUCUCACGUUACGGCGAUACCUUUUUUGAGGAGCUAUGAAGCAUGGAUACUUCAAAUUUUAUGCUGUACUCGUAUUGGAUACGUUGUCUUCACUGGUGGCCGUACUCAAACUGGCACUAUAAAGCCUGAAGAAGGGGAGAGGCACCCAUAUUCUGUUCUAGAUUGUGAGGCAAAGCGUGAAACUAUCUUGCCAUCUGUUCUCUACAUACAGAAGAUCCUGCGCAGGAGGCCAUUCUUGAUAAAGAACCUUGAAAAUGUUAUGCGCAGAUUUCUUCAAUCUUUGGAGCUGUUUGAGGAGAAUGAGAGGAAGAAGCUUUCUAUCUUUACGGCUCUCACAUUCUCUCAGAAGCUUUCUGGCCUUCCACCUGAGACUGUGUUCCAGCCAUUGCUCAAGGAUAGUCUUGUUGCCAAGGGGCUAGUGCUUUCAUUUGUUACCUAUUUUUUCAAGGAAUAUCUCAAGGACAACACUUUCGACGAUCUUAUAUCUCUUUUGAAGAGAGGCAAAAUGGAGGAUAAUCUACUUGAAUUCUUCCCAGCUGUAAAGCGCUCCUCUGAAACUUUCUCUGAGCAUUUUAGCAAGGAAGGAUUGACCGCUCUUGUUGAGUACAAUGAUAAGAAAAUGUUUGAAGUCAAACUGAAGGAGGUCAAAUCAGCACUGACAACUGAAAUAGUAGAAGAGACUGACGUAUCUGAAGUCAUAGAGGCUGUGAAACAGCAGGUUAAAGAUGCUAAGUUUCCCGAUGUGGAUGUCGUGCGCAUGCUGUGGGAUGUGUUGAUGGAUGCUGUUCAGUGGUCUGGAAAAAACCAGCAGCAGAAUGCUAAUGCUGUAGUUCGUCAGGUGAAAACAUGGGCCAAACUUCUGAAUGCGUUUUGUACAAAUGGAAAACUGGAACUAGAGCUUAUAUACAAAAUUCAGAUCCAGUGUUAUGAAGAUGCAAAACUAAUGAAGCUAUUUCCUGAAAUUGUGAGGACUUUGUAUGACCAGGAUGUACUGGCCGAAGAUACCAUCCUUCUUUGGUUUCGCAAGGGCACAAACCCAAAGGGCAGGUAAGUCUUUUCCAUUAUAUUUGUUUGUUCCAAUCUUUGACGAUCACCCUGCUCCUUGUGUUAGCAAUUUGUAAUGUGCCUCAUGAAGGGAAAUUAUCGGGGAUCUUCAACCUUUUAGUGCAGCCUCA
Molecule: messenger RNA, 1488 nt
Organism: Ananas comosus (pineapple)
Lineage: Eukaryota; Viridiplantae; Streptophyta; Magnoliopsida; Poales; Bromeliaceae
Product: basic leucine zipper and W2 domain-containing protein 2-like
Exons: 8
Coding region: 234-1364 (376 amino acids)
Cellular component (GO): cytoplasm; membrane
Molecular function (GO): protein binding
Source: RefSeq, a predicted model, not a curated record